Tinamus guttatus (white-throated tinamou) is the source of this 2767-nucleotide messenger RNA. NCBI's taxonomy places the organism in Eukaryota, Metazoa, Chordata, Aves, Tinamiformes, Tinamidae. The record is from RefSeq and is a predicted model, not a curated record.
AAUUUGUACUUGUAUAUACCUUCCUGGAUGCAUUUGGUUAUUGCUGACAUCAUUGAACACUAUAGAAAAGAACAGAUUGUUGAAGGGUAUUACCUUAAAGAUCCCGUUCCAAUGCAGCAUCAAGAACAAAUGUUUAAUGAUACAGUGGAUGGAAGAGAAAUCUACAAUACAAUUCGUCGCAAAACAAAGGAUGCUUUUUAUAAAAAUAUUGUCAAAAAAGGUUAUCUUCUAAAGAAAAGUAAAGGAAAGAGGUGGAAAAACUUGUACUUUAUAUUAGAGGGAAAUGAUGCCCAACUUAUUUAUUUUGAAAGUGAAAAACGAGCCACAAAACCCAAAGGAUUAAUAGACCUUAGUGUGUGUUCCGUAUAUGGAGUACACGACAGCUUGUUUGGCAGGCCAAACUGUUUUCAAAUAGUAGUUCAGCACUUUAGUGAAGAGCAUUACAUCUUCUACUUUGCAGGAGAAACUCCAGAACAAGCACAGGACUGGAUGAAAGCUCUGCAGAUGUUCUGCAGUUUAAGAAAAACCAGUCCAGGGACAUCAAAUAAGCGUCUACGUCAGGUCAGCAGUCUUAUUUUGCAUGUUGAAGAAGCGCAUACGCUCCCUGUAAAGCAUUUUACUAAUCCGUAUUGUAACAUCUACCUGAACAGUGUCCAGGUAGCAAAAACACAUAUCAGGGAAGGGCAGAACCCUGUUUGGUCAGAAGAAUUUGUCUUUGAUGAUCUUUCAUCUGAUAUUAAUAGAUUUGAGAUAAGUCUAAGUAACAAAACAAAGAAAAGUAAAGAUCCAGAUAUAUUGUUUAUGCGAUGCCAGUUGAGUCGAUUACAGAGAGGACAUGCAACAGAUGAGUGGUUUCAGCUCAGUUCCCAUGUACCAUUAAAGGGUAUCGAGCCAGGAUCUUUGCGUGUUCGAGCACGUUAUUCUAUGGAGAGGAUCAUGCCAGAAGAGGAGUACAGUGAGUUUAAAGAGCUUGUACUCCAAAAAGAGCUACAUGUAGUCCAUGCCUUAUCACAUGUUUGUGGACAGGACAGAACACUGUUGGCAGGCAUUUUAUUGAAGAUUUUUCUUCAUGAAAAACUUGAGUCAUUGUUGCUACGAACACUAAAUGACAGGGAAAUAAGCAUGGAAGACGAAGCUACUACCUUGUUUCGUGCCACCACUUUAGCCAGUACGCUUAUGGAGCAGUAUAUGAAAGCCACAGCGACACGUUUUGUUCACCACGCACUGAAAGACUCUAUAUUGAAGAUAAUGGAGAGCAAGCAGUCCUGUGAGUUAAAUCCCUCCAAGUUGGAAAAAAAUGAAGAUGUAAACGCUAAUUUGGCCCAUCUACUCAGUAUACUUUCGGAACUGGUAGAGAAAAUAUUCAUGGCUGCAGAGAUACUGCCUCCAACGUUGAGGUAUAUUUAUGGGUGCUUGCAGAAGUCUGUUCAAAACAAGUGGCCUGCCAACACCACCAUGAGAACCAGAGUUGUUAGUGGUUUUGUUUUUCUUCGACUGAUUUGUCCUGCUAUCUUGAACCCAAGAAUGUUUAACAUCAUCUCAGAUUCUCCUUCCCCUACUGCUGCAAGAACAUUGACGCUGGUCGCCAAGUCUGUGCAGAAUUUAGCAAACCUGGUUGAAUUUGGAGCCAAGGAACCAUAUAUGGAGGGGGUAAAUCCGUUCAUCAAGAGUAACAAACAUCGCAUGAUCAUGUUCCUAGACGAGCUUGGGAAUGUUCCCGAGCUCCCAGACACUACGGAGCACUCUAGAACUGACCUCUCUCGUGACCUAGCCGCCUUGCACGAGAUGUGUGUGGCGCACUCGGAUGAGCUUCGCACGCUCAGCAACGAGCGAGGGGUAAUGCAGCAUGUUCUUAAGAAACUGUUGGCUAUUACAGAACUGCUUCAACAAAAACAAAAUCAGUAUUCAGUGUCUAAUAACAUCAGGUAGCAGCCCUCUACCUGAACUCUGCAUGGAUCCAGCAUGCCCAACAUGGCAACCCACACCAGUAUCACUUUCUUCUUGCUCUUGCCAAAAAUAGCACACCCUAUCACGUUCCCAGUGAUGUGUGAACUAUGCAAAAAGAAAACAAAGAUUCUGUUGGUGAAUGAUUGUACCAGCAGCUUUUUAAGCUAUGUGUGCAGGACAUUUGCACUUUUUUUCCACUUGGAACAAAUUUUCACGACCUCUGAGCCUCGGUGUACAGUUCACCUUCUGCAAAGAAAAUGCUGUGACUGUCUCUCGAACUUUGAAAAUAAUUUUCAGCACCUCCAAUUGCCAAAGUUUUGUUGUCUUGUUGGAAAAGAAUUAUCAACUGACAAGGAAAGAAACUCACUGUUUUGACAGCUGCAUAUAACUGGAUAACACUUCUUACUGUAAUUUCUGACUGGUGUUACAACUAUUACAACUUUGACUGUUUCAACCACUUUUAACUUGUAUUUACAGUUUCCAGAGUUUGACGUUAUGGUAGAAACAAUCUUUGCUGUACACUUUUUAUACCAUGCUGUUUCUCUUGCUGGAAUCAUGUUGAAAGAGAAUAUCCAGAAUGGGUCUUGACAGCUUUAUUUUUAAUGUGCCACUGAUUCAGUCUGAAUAAUUCUUCCAUCAAGGACUGUAUAUCCAGAUAAAUCACAAUGCUUUUGUAAAAUGUUUACAACAGUAAAUAAUUUGAAUUCAGUAAAUUUAUUGAUCAUUGUAUCAGACAUGCAUGCAUUCAUUAAACCAUUUUAUAAAAUGUUCUGGUUGGUCUCUUGUGUAAUGUAAGUCUACUAUGAGUUUUAUUUUUAUA